Molecule: messenger RNA, 405 nt
Organism: Dujonia railenensis
Lineage: Eukaryota; Fungi; Ascomycota; Pichiomycetes; Serinales; Debaryomycetaceae
Source: the annotation of a GenBank genome assembly
AUGGAACACUUCCAACGGCUCUCCUGGUGGUUUCCUCUACCCCCCUCCCCCCUCCCUAGCAGCACCACCAGCUCUCAGAGCACAAGAUUCCACGCACUGCUCACGAGCUGCUCGCGCACUUUUCACGCACUUUUCACGCACUUUCACCACCGGCUCGGAGUGGAGCCCCCCUCCCCUCUCCCAAAAAAACGCUGGAAUACGCUCCCUAUUUUAUUUUUCCUUUAUUUUUUCUUUUUUUUUUUUUUUCUUUUUUUUUUUUUUAUUUUUUUCUCCAUAAACUCGAAAUUCUCGUUAAUUUUACACAAAGGUGUCAACAGAAAGUCGUGCCGAACCCCCAAUUUCUUUGUACGUAAGUGCGACAAAAAAAAAAAAAACUCCAAUUUUGUCAAAAACAGGGUGCCUUGA